Peniophora sp. CBMAI 1063 is the source of this 2805-nucleotide messenger RNA. Lineage: Eukaryota; Fungi; Basidiomycota; Agaricomycetes; Russulales; Peniophoraceae. The record is from the annotation of a GenBank genome assembly.
AUGAGCGACUCCGUCGGUCUAUACUACUCUACGCCAGUUUCUGUCGCCCUUGCAAGCCGUAGCGGUACCGACGACAGCGGCACAACACCCCUUGAGGAGUAUGUACCACAACCGUAUGAGGAUUGGGCUUCAACGCCCUCACGCACGCCCAUUUCCCCUCCUCCGGGCCGCGGUCGCUCUAUAAAGGCGCUUGUCCAGCGUUUUGAAGAGCUCGACGCGUCUGAGGAUAUACGGGUCUCGCGUCCCUCGGAUGAUGGAACUGGACUAUACGCGCCGUUCUUCAAGCAACCUCGUAAAACAUCGCCCCUUCGCCAAUCCAUUCGUAACUUCGUGUCGGUCUUCAAGAAAGCGAAACGGGAAAGGGACGAACCUGUCGCAACUCCUUAUUCGGUCGUUGAAGAAUACCCGAUGCCAAAUGAGGCGCCCGGGUCCGCGUUUUGCGCUUCUCCACCCACCUCUGGUGCCCUGCAGUCUGGCAUCGUCCUUCAUCUCUCUACCCCCAACGGAUCCUCGGCGAUUCUGCCUGUCUGGACUCAAUAUCAUGCCGAGCUUCACGCAAAGCAUCUACUUCUAUCUUCCGACACGGCUUACGGCCUUCCUGUCUCAAAAGUCCUCUCACUUUCUGGCUGUCGUGAUGUGUACUCUGUAUCAAGCCGAGAAAUGAGGGCCGAAGAGCAAGCUUUGAUGCCGGCUCUCGGAUCGACUGGGUCUCCUGUUGUGUUCGAUCUUGCAUUCGACGGCAAGGUUGAACGAUUCGCUGUGGAUACCGCCAAAGAACGAGCAACAUGGGUACACACCAUCCUCACCAGCGUUCUCCGUAGUCCCAUCGAUGCCUUCACGCCGCCAGGCGAUAUCGAAGCGCAUAGGCCUGUUUUAUGGAUCGAAACUACUGCCCAUCUGACGUCUGGACUAGCCCAGGAGAGCUUAGGUGUCGAAGCACCGGCACAGCCGUCGUCCCUCCUACGCAGGGAGCGAGUCCAGCGCACAGAGCGUAACCUCCCCCCGUUGCCUCUCCAGAGCCCUGCAUCCGCAGCGGGCGGCUCUCAGUGUGAUAGACCGACCGAUGCCCAACAUGUUCCCGUUGCCCAGCUAGUCAUGCCCGAGUCGCCUUUCUCGUCCCCUACGAAGGUCCCCAUCAGUCCAUCUGUAGUGAACUUGAGCCGACAAUCGGUGGUACGGCGACGUCUCGCCGAGAUGGAACAGCAAGUUUCCUCUACUUCUCAGCCAUUCUCCGCAACAUCGGCAUCCGCAACAUCGGCAUCCGACUAUACGGCAUCACCCAUGUCGCCUCACAUGGGUACGCAACUGCGACUCGACUCUGGCUACCAGUCAAAGGGCGACUGUGGAUCUCCAUCUCAGAGUGGCCUGAGGUCAGGCCCACGGAUGUCUGUCUCUCCUGCAAGUGAUGUCAUCGUUCCGACGUCGCCAUUCAAGAAGAGGCAUGCGCUACAGCAGCAGCGGACAGACCAUCCGACACAAUCUUCGCCUUCUCCUUGUCAUGUAUCGCCAAAUGGGACCGCCGCCGGCACACUGUUGGAGAUGAUCAACGAUGAUCUCUCUAGAGAAGCCCUAGAUGACGUCAAACAGAGUGUUGAGGUUGUGGCUAGCGGUGUAGGCGUCGUGCGUCGGACUUUGCAGGACGUUGCAAGCCGCAAUAUAGGGGAUUCAAAGCUUCUCACAACUCUUGCUGGGCGUGUCGACGAGAUCAGGAACUCUCUGCAGCAGCAGGCGGCAAUGUCGCAUGUCAUGCAUAACGAGAGACCCGCGGGCACUCCGGACGCGGGCUUAGCGCCAGUCCUACAGGAGAUCAAUCACAAGCUCGGCGCGGUCGCGGAUGCAUCUGUUGCAGCUGAGAUCCUCGACCUAGUUCGCGCUGGCGACGAGCACCGCUCUCUCCAAGCAUCGCAAGGUGUCGAGAAUGCUCGGUAUCUCGCGGAACUGAACUCGUGGCUGGAAGCCUUCGUGAACCACGGUUCCUCGCAUCUCCAAGGCAUUUCCGACGCAGUGAACACCAUAACGCAAGAGAUUGGUCCCCUACCUGUUGAUGAAACGUCAGACGACUUGCCUACUGCAGCUCGACCCACCGUGCUCAGCAGUCUUCAAGAGCUCAUUUCACGCAGCCGGGCUCAAGAACAGGAGAACGCAACGCGGCGGGAAGAGCUUGAUGCGCUCAUCUCGGCUAUGCAUGAAGAGAUGCGUCUGAAUGCGGAGAUGCGUAAUGCAUGUUCUUCAGAGUCCGUGAUGGAGUAUAUGGCGAAGCAACAAGAGGAGUACGGGACGAUGCUCCGGGUAGUCUCCGACACGCUCUUCGACGAAAUUCGAGGUGAGCGCUUGCGAUUCGUCGAUGCGAUGCAAGAGGCCACUGCCAUCAAUGUCCACCGGCACGUUGACGACUUGAAGGGAGAACUCGCACGAGAGAUAGCUACUAUGACGAAGCGCGUGGCGUAUCUCCAGAGGACUAGCCACGAAUGGGAGGCACGAAUCGCCGACCUCCUCACCUUCUACAACAAGCAAGGGGGCCCACAGUCGCAAUCAGUCCAGCAGCAGACUCCCGUCUCGCAGGAACCCGCACCAGGGGGAGCCGUGUAUCCAAAUUGUCGCCUAUCGAGGAGCGCUCGCCCAUUGACGUUCGACCAAAGCCAACCUCUAGUCAUCGCGGUAACUUGUCACCAGGUGACGACAUUGCGUCAACGCCUUCGCGCCGCCGCCCUCUACCUCUUGCGCCUGGCGGGUUUCCAGGAUAUGACCAGUGAAGGGUAUAACUUGAGUAGUGUGUCUGAUUAUGGAGAGAUAGGAUAUGGAUAA